This is a messenger RNA of Phycodurus eques (leafy seadragon), 789 nucleotides long. RefSeq lists its product as uncharacterized. The record is from RefSeq and is a predicted model, not a curated record. Gene Ontology annotation, biological process: intraciliary transport. The transcript has 4 exons. Bases 1 to 789 code for a protein of 262 amino acids. Lineage: Eukaryota; Metazoa; Chordata; Actinopteri; Syngnathiformes; Syngnathidae. Gene Ontology annotation, cellular component: axoneme.
AUGAGUGUGAACCAGCGGGACUUUGUACCGAGGUCUGGGGCUGAAGGGGAUGCGGCGAGGUACAACAAAGAGUCAUUCCAAACGUGCUCACUGCCCAGACUCCUUCCCAGUCAACGCCCCUUGCCAACUAAGUCAUAUGUGUACAAACCCCAAGAGGACAAGCUGAAUCCUUACAGACGCUCCGAAGCCUCCAAGCUGAAGUUGCCACCAAUCAGGGACACCGCCAGAUUGAGGCAGCAGUCUACAAACAACAUUAAGGAGCUAAAGAAUCAGAAUUAUGUGCUGCAACAGCAACUGCAAGAUUCCAAGACGGAGAAUAAACUGUUGAAGAACGUUCUGCAUCGCCACACGGUGGCGCUGCAGCAAUUUCAAGAGUUGGAAGGGAGCAUUUCUCAGAUACAAGACCAGCACAGAAACGAAGUGAAAGCUUUGCGGAGGUUGCUCUCUGAGACGCGCUCGAGCCGCGAUAAGCUGGCAAGGAAGCUGCAAAGCACAGAGAGAGAGUUGUUGGACUGCAAAGACAGGAUCAAUCACCUUCAGUGGAGGGUCAACAAGAAUCCCAACCUGCUGGAGAAGGAGGAACUUACCCGCAGGCUCACUGAGUUCACUAUACAUCUGGAAGAGAAGGAGAGGAGGAUACAGUUCUUGGAGAAGAGUAACAUGUUGCUUCAAGGCUCACUCAAUCGCCAAGUAGCAACAGAAUACAAAAAGAUGUUCAGAACCAAUGUGAUGUCUCUCGGUCUACAAACUGCAGUUUGUGAAUUAUCCAAGAAAACACAAGUAAGUUGA